AGUACCGUCACACGCUCCUGUGCUCAGACCGGAGUGGAGCACGAGGGACAGGCGGAGAGAACAGGGCUAUGACGACUGCAGCGUCCCGACCGCAGCUCAACUGAGGAGGGGAAUCUGUCGCUCCUCUGCUCCGGCUCUGGGAUUAAGUUUUUGUUCCCGUCUUGGCAUCAUGGAGUCUCCCACCAGAGAGAUCGAGGAGUUUGAAAGCACCUCGCUCAAGUACUUACAGCCCGACCAGAUCGAGAAUAUCUGGCUCCGACUGCGGGGACUGAGGAAGUACAAGAAAACAUCUCAGAGUGUGGUGGCUGUGGCUCUGCCCUACGCUGCCCCGCUCAGAGAUCAGCGCUCUAAUAAGCUGUUGGAUUUGUGUCUGGAUCUCCUGAAGGAUCCAGUGACCAUCCAGUGUGGACACAGUUACUGUAAGAUCUGUAUUACAGACUGCUGGGAUCAGGAGGAUCAGAUGAGAGUCUACAGCUGCCCUCAGUGCAGACAGACCUUCAGUCCAAGACCUACUUUAGCUAGAAACACCAUGCUGACUGAUCUGGUGGAGAAACUGAAGAAGACCAAACUUACUGCUGACUGUGACGCUGGAGCUGGAGAUGUGCAGUGUGACGUCUGUACUGGAAGAAAAUACAAAGCCGUCAAGUCCUGUCUGAUGUGUCUGGAGUCUUACUGUCAAACUCAUUUUGAGCGGCAUGAGGAGUUUCAUUCAAGUAAGCCACACAAAGUGACUGAAGCCACGGGACGACUGCAGGAGAUGAUCUGCCAGAAACAUGAGAAGCUCCUUGAGGUUUUCUGUCGCACUGACCAGAGAUGUAUAUGCAUGCUGUGUACGAUUAUUGAACAUAAAAACAAUGACACUGUAUUAGCUGCAGGCCAGAGGACAGAGAAACAGCUUAUGUCUGGAUACACAGAUGUUUAUGGCACAGUUACUGCGAAGAUGGUUUUAGUGGUGCGAUUGGUCGAUACCGAGGAUGAACUCAGUGAUAUCCAAUCAGGUUCCGUGCCGUCAGAGGUCCGUGAUUGGCUGGCCUCCACCUUCACGCGGCAGAUGGGCCUGAUGCUACGACGGACCGAAGAGAAGCCACGAUUUCGCAGCAUCGUACACGCAGUGCAGGCUGGGAUAUUCGUGGAGAGAAUGUACCGGAGAACCUCUAACAUGGUGGGACUGAGUUACCCUCCAUCUGUCAUAGCGGUGCUUAAGAAUGUGGAUAAGUGGUCUUUUGAUGUAUUUGCUCUGAACGAGUCGAGCGGUGACCACGCUCUCAAAUUCAUCUUUUACGAGCUCCUCACCCGAUACGACCUCAUCAGCCGCUUCAAGAUCCCCGUCUCAGCGCUGGUCUCAUUUGUGGAGGCUCUGGAAGUGGGAUACAGCAAACAUAAAAACCCCUACCACAACCUGAUACACGCAGCCGACGUCACACAGACCGUGCACUACCUGCUCCUCAAGACGGGGAUGGUGCACUGGCUGACAGAGUUGGAGAUUUUUGCAAUGCUUUUCGCUGCUGCCGUCCACGACUACGAACACACCGGGACCACAAACAACUUCCACAUCCAGACCAGGUCGGACACGGCCAUCCUGUACAACGACCGCUCUGUGCUGGAGAGUCACCACGUCAGCGCGGCGUAUCGACUGCUGCAGGAUGACGACGAGAUGAACAUUCUGUACAACCUCUCCAAAGAUGACUGGAGAGAGCUCAGGGUGCUCGUGGUCGAGAUGGUUUUGGCCACUGACAUGUCCUGCCACUUCCAGCAGGUCAAAGCCAUGAAGAAUUUCCUCCAGCAGCCCGAGGGAAUUGACAAACCCAAGGCUCUGUCUCUGCUGUUACACACGGCUGACAUCAGUCAUCCAGCCAAGAACUGGGAUCUACACCAUCGCUGGACUACGUCACUGCUGGAGGAGUUUUUCCGACAGGGCGAUAAGGAGGCAGAACUUGGUCUACCUUUCUCACCUUUGUGCGACCGUAAAUCCACUAUGGUGGCUCAGUCCCAGAUCGGUUUCAUUGACUUCAUCGUUGUUCCCACGUUUACGGUUCUGACGGACAUGACCGAGAAGAUCGUCACACCGCUCAUCGAGGAGGCCACAAGUUCAGGCCUGGCUGGUUUCCGCAGCAUUACUACGGGAGAUGCGAAGCGGAGCAGUGUGAACAGCUCUGGUUCUGAUGGCAGUGGAUCUCAUAGCUGCUCGCUGCUCACUGUGGACCUGAAGAACUUCAAGGCCAUCUGGAACGAAGAGGUUUCUCUGAACAGAGAGUGGUGGAAGACGCAGGCAGCUAAAGAGACGGAGGAGAAGGCCAAACGAGAGCAGGAGGAACAGCAGGAGGCAACAGCAGAAAACCAGGAGCACAAAAAAGACCCAGAGCUGUCGGGACCAAAGGAAGACAGGGGGGGAGAGGACGACCCGGAGCCAGGACGGGUAAAUGGACCCCCAGAAGAAAGUCCCCAUGACAAAUCAAAUAACGAAGAGGCACAUCAGAACUUACAGAACGGAGAAGUGUCUGAAGAGGCAGAAUCACCAGCAGAUGAAGACAAGAGAACACUCGAUGAAAGUGCAAAUGCCUAGAGUGACUUCCAGUGGCGUCUUGAGGUCAGACACAGAGCGGUGAACUUGCCAUCAGGAGAGCGCUCGGUUCUGAAGGACUACGGCGCCCUCUAGAGGACACGGCUAAUGCUUAGUGUCCUGCCUCUAUCCCCUCCAAAUCUCCAGACUUUCAUAAGGCUGACCUCUCUGAAUGAUGAAGGACAAAACGGACGAGAGACAACAGCUGCUUUUGUCUGGUCUGUUUUAUUUACAGAACCAGAUUUCCUUCCCAAACCUUUAAAGUGCAACGGUUGCAUCCGCUAAGAAAAGCAUGCAGCAGCUGAAUGUAAGGAUUCUUAUUAAAACCUCCAUUUAAAAUGCUUUCUAUGUUUUUCCACAGCCUUGCAGUAGGAUCACUUGGUAUGUGUGUAAAGUUCAAACUGUGAUUUAUAUCUAAA
Sinocyclocheilus anshuiensis is the source of this 2979-nucleotide messenger RNA. RefSeq names its product calcium/calmodulin-dependent 3',5'-cyclic nucleotide phosphodiesterase 1C-like. The coding region runs from base 170 to 2563 and encodes 797 amino acids. The transcript has 19 exons. The record is from RefSeq and is a predicted model, not a curated record. Gene Ontology annotation, biological process: signal transduction. Gene Ontology annotation, molecular function: zinc ion binding; 3',5'-cyclic-nucleotide phosphodiesterase activity. NCBI's taxonomy places the organism in Eukaryota, Metazoa, Chordata, Actinopteri, Cypriniformes, Cyprinidae.